This is a messenger RNA of Helobdella robusta, 1066 nucleotides long. RefSeq lists its product as hypothetical. The record is from RefSeq and is a predicted model, not a curated record. Gene Ontology annotation, molecular function: RNA polymerase II cis-regulatory region sequence-specific DNA binding; DNA-binding transcription factor activity. Gene Ontology annotation, biological process: regulation of transcription by RNA polymerase II. Lineage: Eukaryota; Metazoa; Annelida; Clitellata; Rhynchobdellida; Glossiphoniidae. The transcript has 6 exons. The coding region runs from base 41 to 1066 and encodes 341 amino acids.
AUCGCACCGUGAAAAGUUGACUUAAAUAAAAAAUUAUAAAAUGAAUUUUGCAAUGAGCGGAGGAAUAGAAUGUUUCUAUUUUGACGCCAGCAUCAGCGAAAAUGUCGAGAUUGGGGACAACUUUUCGGAAACUGUUUUUGUCGAUGGUCCUUGUAUUAACGUCGAUACUGUUGCUGGUGCUGAAAAAAAAUCAAAAUCAUCUAUUCUGAAAAGUAGAGGUAUGAUAACAACAUGCACAGAAAAUUCUUUUGACCCAUCCCCAGCACCUUCUCAACCUCAGCAGUCCAUUCAAACCACCAUUAAAAGACCACUGCUGCAAUUUCUAAAUGCAAACAACCAGCAACAGACGAUACUAAUUAGGUUUAAUAAUUCAAAUUGUAAAGCUCAGUCCCAGCAAGAUGAAAACUGCCAUGCAAAGUCAUUUCUUCCAUUAGCAGGCUUAGGAUUAAAAACAUGUCUUGAUGAGAUGGCAAAGUUAAAAUGUCGACAAUGUAGUUAUCAGGCUUGUUACGGUAAACAGUUAGAGGAGCAUGUAUCAACAUUACAUUCAUCUGAGGCACUCGACAGAUGCCUAUGUUGUCAGAUGAUCUUUUUCAAUGACGACGACCUAAAGAUACAUUAUCAGAAAAAUCACCCUAAGUGUUACUGCAGUGAGUGUGGAUUCAUCAGUCAGCAUGGCUAUGUGAUGAGGAGGCACAUGCAGUCUCACACAGAAGAAGGUAGGAAGUGCAUGUUCUGUAGCAAGCUUUACAAGGACAGGUAUGUACUGAACAUGCACUUGAAGAUGGUUCACUCGCCAGUUGAAAAAUCAUUCACCUGUACGACCUGCUCCAAGUCAUUCAACAGGAAAGCACACCUGGUCAGACAUGAAAGAACUCAUGCUCCUAAAAAACCUUUCAUCUGCCAUCAUCCAAAUUGUAAUUAUAGUGCAAGCGAGAGAUCAGACUUGAGCAAGCACUCCUUAGUUCAUGGAGAGCCGCAGUUCAAAUGUAAUGUCUGUAGCAAGAAGUUCAGGCAGUCCAAAAAUCGAGAUCUCCAUCUGAAAAGGUAUAUUCUUAUUUACUAA